This is a messenger RNA of Akanthomyces muscarius, 1116 nucleotides long. RefSeq lists its product as uncharacterized. The record is from RefSeq and is a predicted model, not a curated record. NCBI's taxonomy places the organism in Eukaryota, Fungi, Ascomycota, Sordariomycetes, Hypocreales, Cordycipitaceae. The transcript has a single exon. The coding region runs from base 1 to 1116 and encodes 371 amino acids.
AUGAGCCAUGUCUCCGGGCAUGACGCCGUAUUCAAUCUCCUGACGCUGGUCAUUACCACAUCGCCCACACCGUCAGCGCCGUCGACUGAGCUCCUCUCCGGCGUGCUCGAGUCAUUCCAGACGCACUGCGAUGUGCUGCUUCGAUGCAGCGUGAUUGUGGUAUUUGACACCUAUGAGCACGUCACGGCAACACCGCGCUUGAAAAAGGGGCACGUCACGCCGGAGACGGCGGAAAAAUACAGCGCCUACAAGGACAAUGUAAAGGCGCUGUUCCUAGAGGCGUUUGCCGAUGACGCCGCCGAGAGAACACAUUUGAUGGAGACGUCAAGCGAGGCCGAGUAUGGCUCGCCGCACCUCGCCACGCCUGUCCCGCUCACCCUGGCCUCUACAGAAGACGGCCGGGUGCGCUUCAUCGAGGCGCAGGGUCGCCGUCUCGGCUUCGGCCUGGGCGUGCGCAGCGCUCUCCGCAACGUCACCACGCCAUAUGUCUGGAUUCACCAGCACGACUGGCGCCUCAUCUACGACAUUCCCGUCGCUUCCUUUCUCAGCGUCAUGCAGGCUUCCACAAACAACGAGACGGCGCCCAUCAAGUACAUCUGCCUGCCCUCGGGCCGUCGCUCCUCCUACGCCACCUCGGAGCAAGUCGUGCCCUAUCCGGCGCUGCGCAAAGUCUCUCUUGCGCUCACCGGCGACUACCCUCCCACCGUGUCCUACGUCGACGCCCUGCCACCAGCCGUCGUCCCGCUGACGCCCAUGUUCUUCUGGCACGACAAGCCGCACGUGGCCGCGACGGCGCACUACCUGGCGCGCGUCUUCCCCACGCGGCUGGCCAUGAUGCGCGGGGCAUUUAUCGAGGAUACCAUGGGCCAGCAGGCGCGCAACCAGAUGAAGGACGGGCAGUGGCAGAAGUGGGCCACGUGGCUGUACAACCCGGACCAGGGCAUGAGCGCGUGCCUGCGACACCUACACGGGCGGACUUGGAGGGGCGAAGAGGAGGAGGAGCGGCUGAGGAGUCUGGCGGUGCAGAGGGGGAUGGAGAAGCGGACGAGUCGGGACGGGAGUGCGUCGGCGUCGGAGAGCAGGGCCUGCGAUUCCGGUCUUGGAUUGAUGCUCUAG